This is a messenger RNA of Plasmodium vinckei vinckei, 2268 nucleotides long. RefSeq names its product phosphatidylcholine-sterol acyltransferase, putative phospholipase, putative. Bases 1 to 2268 code for a protein of 755 amino acids. The record is from RefSeq and is a predicted model, not a curated record. Gene Ontology annotation, biological process: lipid metabolic process. The transcript has a single exon. Lineage: Eukaryota; Apicomplexa; Aconoidasida; Haemosporida; Plasmodiidae.
AUGCAGCCCUUUCUCUUUAUAAUCAUUUUAUAUAACUGCAUAUGUUUGACAUUAAUAUAUUCGUUUAAUCCAUCAAUUGGGAAUAUCAUCAAUGUGCUAUUAAAAACACCUUAUAAUGUAUCUUUUGGUAAAUCCGAUAAAAAUGCGGAAAUUUCGAAUUUAGAAGGAACGAGGAAUCUUUUGAAUGAAAUCAACAUUGAAGAAACGGAAAAAAUCGUCGAAUUCGAAAGUAAAGAAUCAAAAAAUGAUGGCCAAGAUGUGUUGAAUAACGAAUCGGCACCUGAAUCAGUGGUAGAACAUGAAAUGGCAACUACUAAAGAAGCUAUAGUAGAAGAGGCACCAAUUGAUAAGGAAACUGUAAUAGAAGAGACCGUUGAUAAUGAUGAUCCUUCAGAUGAAAUAAAAAGAAUUAAAGAAGUCACAGCCGAAGAAAUCGAAAAAGUGAAAGAGAGUGCAGCAGAAGAAAUAAAAAAAAUAAAAGAAACUGCAGCAGAAGAAGUAGAAAAGAUUAAAGAAACUAUAGCCGAAGAAAUCGAAAUUGCUAAAGAAAUAAUAGCAAAUGCUGUAUUAGAAAAUAAAGAAAAAGAAGAGGACAAAGAACCAGUAUCAGAAGGUACAGAAGAAAAUAAAGAAAAAGAAGAGGACAAAGAAUCAGUAACAGAAGGUACAGAAGAAAAUAAAGAAAAAGAAGAAGAUAAAGAAACCGUAUCAGAAAGUACAAAAGAAAAUAACGAAGUAUUAGUAAGCGGUAAUAUAGAAAAUGAAUUUAUUGUGGAGAAGAUAGAUGAAUCAAAUGUUGAAAAUCUUAGUGAAAUAGAGGAAAAAUAUGACAUAUAUAAGGUGAUUCAAGAAAUAGAUGAUGGGGAUUUCAAAAAAUAUGAACAUUCCUAUUAUUUGGAAAAUACAUCUCCCGAUGCAGAGGAUAAUCUUGACGAUGAUAUGGAGGUUGUCGGAUCUUCAAAAGAAAAUAAUAGUACUAUUAGUGAUAAGAAGAAUAAGAAUAGUGUUUAUUUAAUUCCAGGGCUGGGAGGAAGUACGUUAAUUGCGGAAUAUAAUAAUGCACAAAUUGAAAGCUGUAGUUCAAAAGUAUUACAUUCUAAACCUUAUAGAAUAUGGCUUCGUUUAUCCAGAAUGGGGUCAAUUAAAUCAAGUAUAUAUUGUUUAAUUGAUACAUUAAAAUUAGAUUAUGAUAGAGAAAAUAAAAUAUACCUCAACAAACCAGGUGUAAUUAUAGAUGUUGAAAAUUAUGGAUAUAUAAAAGGUGUUGCAUUUUUAGAUUAUAUAAAAAAUAGACCACUGCGUUUAACAAGAUAUUAUGGUAUUAUUGCAGAUAAAUUUUUGGAAAAUGACUAUGUUGAUGGAAAAGAUAUAUUAAGUGCCCCAUAUGAUUGGAGAUUUCCCCUUUCACAACAAAAAUAUCACGUUUUAAAGUCACAUAUUGAAUAUAUAUAUAAACUGAAAAACGAAACUAAAGUCAAUUUAAUAGGUCAUAGUUUAGGUGGCUUAUUUAUUAAUUAUUUUUUAUCAAAAAUUGUAGAUGAUGAAUGGAAAAAAAAACAUAUAAAUGUUGUAAUACAUAUUGGUGUACCAUUUGCUGGCGCGAUUAAGGCAAUUAGAGCACUACUUUAUAAUAAUAAAGGUUAUACGCUUUUUAAAAUAAAAAAUAUUCUUAAAGUAUCGAUAUCUGCAAGUGUAAUGAAAGCUAUUACAAAUAAUAUAGGCUCUCCAUUUGAUCUUUUACCUUAUAGAAAAUAUUAUGACAGAGAUCAAAUAGUUGUAAUAAUAAAUAUGAGUGAGUUGCCAAUCGAUGAGAAGCUUGUUCAAAGCAUAGUAACCGAGUGUGGAAUAUAUAACGAAAGUUGUUACACUGACAGAGAAGACGUAAGUCUAAAGACAUAUACAUUAUCAAAUUGGCACGAAUUGUUAAGUAAUGAUAUGAGGGAAAAAUAUGAAAAUUAUACCCAAUAUACCGAUCGAUUUUUUUCAGUAGAUCAUGGUAUUCCAACAUAUUGUUUGUAUAGUACCACUAAAAAAAAAAACACCGAAUAUAUGCUCUUCUACCAAGAUAUGCACUUUAAUCAGGAUCCUACAAUAUUUUAUGGUAUUGGCGAUGGAACUAUUCCAUUGGAAAGUUUAGAGGCCUGUAAAAAACUCCAGAAUGUGAAGGAAACUAAGCACUUUACAUAUUAUAAUCAUCUUGGAAUUUUAAAAACCUAUAAAGUUAGUGAUUACAUAUACAAUAUCAUAGAUCAAAAUGCAACUAAUUAA